Molecule: messenger RNA, 2511 nt
Organism: Capra hircus (goat)
Lineage: Eukaryota; Metazoa; Chordata; Mammalia; Artiodactyla; Bovidae
Gene: CDKN1B
Product: cyclin dependent kinase inhibitor 1B
Exons: 3
Coding region: 555-1151 (198 amino acids)
Biological process (GO): regulation of cell cycle; G1/S transition of mitotic cell cycle; negative regulation of cell population proliferation
Cellular component (GO): nucleus; cytoplasm
Molecular function (GO): protein-folding chaperone binding; cyclin-dependent protein serine/threonine kinase inhibitor activity
Source: RefSeq, a predicted model, not a curated record
GCGGUGUCAAUCAUCUUCUCCUUCGUCAGCCUCCCUUCCACCGCCAUAUUGGGCAACUCCAAAAAGGGGGCUCGUCUUUUCGGGGGUGUUUUUUUUCCUUCCUCCCCGCUUUCCUCUGGGCUCACUCUCUCGCCGCUCCGCGACUCCGCGACGCCCGCAAGGUUUGGAGAGGGCGCUCGGGCGGCGGGACCCGCGGGCUCGCGGCGGCCCGGACUCGGAGCGGCUCUGCCCCCUCCUGUCUCGGCGGCGCUCGGCUCCCCUCCCCUCCGCUCCCCGCCCUCCCGCUUGAUCGGCCGGGAUCGGGGCUGCCUGGCCCCGGGGGGCUGCCCCUCGCCCCCUCCCCCAGCCCCGUGCGCGCCUAGACGCUCGGGCGCUGACUCGGCUCGCGUUUGUUUCUCUUGGCUCCAGGGGCCGGCGCAGGGCUUAUAAAGAGGGGCUCGGGCUGGGUCGGGGCGUUUUGUUUUGUUCGGUUUUGUUUGGCGAGAGAGAGAGAGCGCGCGCAAGAGCCUCAGUCGCCGAGACCCCCCACCCCCACCCCACCCCCUGGGAGGAAGAUGUCAAACGUGCGAGUGUCUAACGGGAGCCCGAGCCUGGAGCGGAUGGACGCCAGACAGGCGGAGUACCCCAAGCCCUCGGCUUGCAGAAACCUCUUUGGCCCGGUCAAUCACGAAGAGUUAACCCGGGACUUGGAGAAGCAUUGCAGAGACAUGGAAGAGGCCAGCCAGCGCAAGUGGAAUUUUGAUUUUCAGAAUCACAAGCCCCUGGAGGGCAAGUACGAGUGGCAGGAGGUAGAAAAGGGCAACCUGCCCGAGUUCUACUACAGACCCCCGCGGCCACCCAAAGGCGCCUGCAAGGUGCCGGCGCAGGAAGGCCAGGAUGCCAGCGGGGCCCGCCCGGCGGUGCCUUUACUUGGGUCUCAGGCAAACCCAGAGGACACGCAUUUGGUCGAUCAGAAGACUGAUGCCCCGGACAGCCAGACCGGGUUAGCGGAGCAGUGCCCUGGGAUAAGGAAGCGACCUGCCGCAGAUGAUUCCUCUCCUCAAAACAAAAGAGCCAACAGAACAGAAGAAAAUGUUUCAGACGGUUCCCCCAACGCCGGUUCAGUGGAGCAGACGCCCAAGAAGCCUGGCCUCAGAAGGCGUCAGACGUAAACCACUCGAACUAAGAGUAUGUUUCCUUGUUUAUCAGAUACAUCACUGCUUGAUGAAGCAAGGAAGAUAUAAAUUAAAAAUUUGGAAUACAUAUCGCUGACUCCAAGAAUGGACAUCCUUUACAAGCACUGAACAGCAACAGACUUAAUAACACUAAAGUUUUAGGCACUCUUAAAUCAUCUGCCUCUAAAAGCGUUGGAUGUAGCAUUGUGCAAUUAGGUUUUUCCUUAUUUGCUUCAUUGUACUACCUGUGUAUAUAGUUUUUACUUUUUAUGUAGCACAUAAACUUUGGGGAAGGGAGGGCCGGGGGGUACUGAGGAAUUGGCAUGGGGUGGGUAUUAAGAGCUUGCUUCGAUUUAGAGCAAGGACAAAAAUAUUUGGCUUGCAUGAAGAGAAGCAGUUUAGGGGAAGGGUUUGAAUUAUUUUCUUUAAAGAUGUAAUGUCCCUUUCAAUGAAAAUGGAUACUUCAUUUAAAAAAUCACCCAAAUUUGAACACUGGCUGCAGAUAAUUGCUAUUUAUUUUUACAUGAAGUUUUUUUUCUCAUUUGGGAGCUCUGAUGAUUCCGUUAUAUGGUAGCAAAUGGCUUUUUUUUUAAAAACAACAACAACAACAACAAAAAGCUUAGUGCUCCCCACUAGUCUCCCUUACAAUUGGAAUUUACCAGUAUUCAUCAGUCUGGUAAUCACUCCGGGUACCUCUGGGCACUCUGGCAUGUAUGUGGGGAGUGUUCUGAAUGCACAGAAUUGACCAUUUAAUUUUUAUCAGAAUUUUGAGAACAUUUCUUAAUUUUCUUUUCACUUCAGGGUGUGUGUAGACACAGACAAAAUAAUUCUAAAUCCUUGGAUAUUUUUAAAGAUCUGUAAGUAACAUAAAAAAUAAUGAAAUAAUUUUUAAUUUACAGCUUCUCAUUCUGUUUCUUAAUUUGUCCAAAGGAUAGUGGUAUUUUUAAAGGAAAGUGCAUAUAGAGAAAAGCACCCGUGGGUUGGCGAAAUGGAUACUACAUCUUUAAACAGUAUUUUUACAUUGCCUGUGUAUGUGUAUGAAACAAAACCAUUUGAAGUGUACCUGUGUACAUAACUCUGUAAAGACACUGAAAAUUAUACUAACUUAUUUAUGUUAAAAAGAGAUUUUUUUUUUUUUAAUCUAGACAAUAUACAAGCCAAAGUGGCAUGUUUUGUGCAUUUGUAAAUGCUGUAUCGGGUAGAGUAGGUUUUUCCCCUUCUUCUGUUCUUCUGUUAAAUAAUAUGGCUAUGCUUAAAAGGUUGCAUACUGAGCCAAGUAUAAUUUUUUGUAAUGUGUGAAAAAGAUGCCAAUUAUUGUUACACAUCAAGUAAUCAAUAAAGAAAACUUCCAGAGCUA